AAAAAGGGACAAUAGAACUGGUUAAAGGUCGCUUCUUUACUCGAACUUGAUCGAAUUUUCUUAUUUUUUACCUAUCUUUGGACUAGUUUAAAUAAGCAAAAACCUUAACAAGUUUCAAGACUGACCUGUUGAUCAAGUUGUUGUGAUGUUUUUGUACAGGUAAUGAGGAAGCUGUCUUUUUCUUAACAUGGAUCCGCGAUCCCACAAAGCAGCGGUAAUUAUACUGUUACUAGGACUGUUGUGCGCAUGUCAAGUGAUUUUCACUGAGAGUGCUGAUGGUGAGUCAACCAAACAAAGUGUACUCAGUGAUGCCACGGACAAGAGUGACGUCACAAACCCACGUGAGCUGUUCAGCCAAGACCCCCAGGCGUUCCAAGACCUACAGCAGACGCUUGACUACCAGGCGAGCCAGCUUAGUGAGUACCCAGUGGAAGAGUAUGACCAGGUACCUGGCAAAAUGGUACCAGAUGCCGAGAAUUACUUAAACAAGUGGCAACAUGGGGAGUUACUCCCCCAAAAGGACUUCAAAAAUUUGAUGCAAGAGGACAUGAGCCCGAUGAAAAUGAUAAAUGGAGGACUAAGCGACUUUACUGGAGCGAUGGAUAGCGAGGGAGGAGCAAGCGAGGGAUCAGGCGAGGAAGAUGAGGAGGUUAAUAAGAGAAGCAAAUUUGGCGACAGUGUCCAAGGAGUUACAGAGAGAGAACACACAGACUUGUUAACAAGGGUGUUAAACCAACCGAAAAAAUUGCAGUCGAGAAUGCUUAUUGCUAAAGUCGACUCACACGAGAAUGAUUCAACCGAGGGUGAAGGAUCAAAUAGGGAUGCUACUUCCGGUUCAGGGUCUGGUACUUCCGGUUCAGUGUCUGGUUCCGCUUCAGGAGAGCCCUCGGUUGAUAUGGACGAGCUUGAAAAGAUUGUUAACAUUGAGAGAAAGAAGAAGUUCAAGUUAAAUCAUACAGCAGAUAUUUUUUCCACGAAUACUCAAGGUUAUCCGUAUCAGAUGCCAUAUUCAGCGGCACAUCAAGUACCAUAUGGCAUAACAACCUACCAGGCACCGUACAGCGGUAAUACGUAUCAGCACGGCGAACAGACGAGGUAUCCAGUACAAGAUACCUCACAAUCAAAUACAGCUCAGGUAUAUCAGCAAUUUCAGGGCAAUAACGUCUCUCCACCGAACCCAAAUCAAUCGUACCAGGAUAAUAGCCAGCUGGACCAGGCUGCUAGCCAGCCAUUCCAGGACGCUAACCAGUCAAACCGGGAUACAAAUCAGUCCUACCAGGAAGACAACCAGUCAAACCAGAAUGCUAGCCAGUCGUACCAGGAAGCCAACCAGUCAAACCAGAAUGCUAUCCAGUCGUAUCAGGAAGCCAACCAGUCAAACCGGGAUUCAAACCAGUCGAACCAGGAUACUAGCCAAACGUUCCAGAAUGCUAGCCUGUCAAAGAACCAAAGUUUAGACCAAGAGUAUAACACUUCAAAUGAGGAAGAUGAGAGCUCAUUAGAAUCACCUACAAACCCUGCAUAUCUGCAGGACGGGUCAGGAGAUGACGAAAAGACUUUUACACUGUCAGCCACAGACCAGGCAUACCAGCAAAGCGCGUAUGUCGCCGCGACACCUUCGACACUUCUGCAAUCGGCCGAGUACAAUAACCCUAAUGCUGGCCAGUCCCUAAAUAAUUCCGGUAACACUCCUGCCUAUUAUACACAAUACACAAGCUACUUAGCGAAUCAAGAAAGUUCCGGCAGUAGCAAUAAGUACUAUGGAAACUCUUCUAAAAGAGACUUUAUCACCCAUCAUCUGGAAAGACUCUCUUGGAACGGCGAUGACCCGUUCGGUGAUGAGAAUACCAAGAAUGUGGACCACGUGACAAGGGAUACAAAACACUUGCAUAAGCGAUGGGCUGGUUCUGAAAUAGAUGAAGGUAAAGAAAUAGACGAAGGUAAAACCGAGGAACACAAAAGUAAGCGCUCUGUCGUGCCUGAGUAUGACGUCAUGGGGUCCAGCUCUUUUCCGACAUACGCAAAAGAACAAAAGAAAUUAAAGGACACUGGGUUUAAAAGAAAUGGUGUCCUGGAGCCGAUAAGUUUACUGGAGGACAGACCUUCCAUCAAUGAGAGAGAGGUGAUAGCCACCCAUCCGGCCGAUGGGAAUGACAAUGGGACAUCAGCUGCCAACACCUCCACAGAAAUGCAUCAAAAGAUCAAGGCUUCUACAGCACCAGUUGAUGGAGGCUUCACACAAUGGACCAAAUGGUCCGAAUGCUCCGAAACAUGUGGGUCCGACAGCAUUCAAAUGCGCAUGCGCGUCUGUACCAAUCCACCUCCGUCUAACGGCGGCAAGGACUGCCAAGGAUGGCGCUUUGAAGUCAAGUACUGCAACCUUACAAAAUGCCCAGGCGUUGCUAAAAAGGAAGCAACCGACGAUGACCUCACCUCAAGUGACUCGGGAAAGGCCAACUUAGUGGGCAAUCAGAAUGGGGCCAGUAGCAGGAUACAAGGCGAAGAUCGCGGAAAAGAAGGAAAAUAUUUACAACAAACUUUGGAUACGGGAAAGCAAGGUGGGAUUGCGGAGCAAACUGCUGUCACUGAGAAGGCAAAGCCCGGACCAACUGAAAAGGGGGAGACGAAUAAGCCACCGAUGACUACUACAUCGAAAGUUGGCGAACCCGAAGACAGUAGUACGGCAAAGAAUAAUGUGCAGUCUGAUAGGACAACCGAGACGGGGAUGAUAGCAGAACAAACGCCCAUGAGAGAAGAGGGCAAGAAAUCCGGAGAAACGGAAGAGGAAGAAAAGAUAGAGGAAACUGAGCCAGAGAAGCCGCCUAUAUUAGAUGCCACCAACAACGAUGAAGCCUUUGAUCCAUAUGGAACACUACGAGAUGCCAAAGAGGAUAACAAUGAUUCAAGUCUACUUGCACCGCAAAAUACUGUUACACAGACGGCAGAAGGUACAGGGAAGACAGAAAAUGGAAUGCCGAAAAAAUCGCUUGAAUCGGGCUCGAGUUCUGAUGGUUCUACGGAGAUAAUAGCAGAAGUGGUUACCCCAACACAUGACGCUGAGCAAAUGGAAAACAAAGAAAAGCUUAAAAGUACACAGAUAGGUAGUGACGCCAUAAACUCUAGUCAAGUUGCCGAAAAAAUGUUCAAAGAAGUGAUCCAUAAUUCCUUCCAAGAAAAUUCCAAUAAAAUGACAAAGGAGCCCAUUGUAGUCCGAACUAGCACAGGAAGAACCCUGAAUGAAAAUAAUCAGCGUAAGAACUUUACACAGGUGGACUCCGAACAUGUACUCAUGUUAGCUGACAGCGACAAGAUAAACGCUACGGAGUCCCAUGUGACAGAAGUUGACAGCGGUAACAAGAUAAGCAGUACGCCAUCCCAUGCGGAGGACGAACCUGUCUAUCAAGCUCACACUGGUAAAAACCUCUUCAAAUCGCCUGAUAAGAUCAACUACGAUAUCAUUCUUAGUACUCAUGAAAGCGAAGACAAUGGCGCUGAGCCAAUCAAUGAUGUCGAUAUUGAUAAUGAUUACAAAGACGUUGUGGUACAGAAUACACCCGGAAAUUCUCCUUUGGGCUGGGAAGAUGUUAUAGGAUCUGAUGAUGAUAACAACUCUGUUGACUCUAUUAAUGAAGGUAAGAACGAAGUGGAAGCAGACAAACCGAAAAACAAACUGGAGCAGAAUAAUUCUAAAAAUCAAACCAAAGCACUUGAUGAGUCGCUUGAAGACAAGCUGAAGAGGAUAAAAGAAGGAAAGCAGAUUGAUCUGCAGCAAAAUCUCAUAUUGAAAGAUGUUGGCAAAGCAGAAAAUAAGACGUUCAUUGUGGACCUCAUCAAAAUUGGAGACAACAUUGGAAAGGUUAAUGAAAAUAAAACCGAAAAUAAUACACGCAAAAGUCCUAAUCAGGAAGGUACUGAGCAAGUAGACGAAUCAACGGUCAUCCAUAUCGACUCUGGAAAAAAACAGCCACGGGAAGAGCGCGACAAAAAGAAGGAUUAUAAAGCCGUGCUGGUAACACCUUGGAAAGUGAAAAAGGCCUAUGGGCAGAUUGAGGUAGGCAUGCCAAAGAUUUCAUGCCCAUCUGACAAUGAACCAGUAACGGAAACCAUUGACAGUGUUAAAGAAGAGGACUCAAAAGCGACAAUUAAUUGCAUAAGAAACAAUAAUACUUACAUAAAGCAAUCUGUGGAGGGAAAUAAUUCCUUUAGCCUUGAUGCCUCUUCUUCUGAGAACGUCCGCAAAGAAGGUGACAAAGAUGUUGUUAUCAGUUAUAGUGAUAAUAUGAAUAAUUCAAAAGCGGCCAACACAGACCAAUUUGGGAUACCAGGUUCAGAUUCUAAGACAGGGUCAGAUAGUAAAGUACACGCAAAGGCAUCGGGGCAGACAAGCAAUGCAAUGGACACGAGUAACAGUGACACAGGGGAAACGUCCAGUCACGCUAUUGGUUCUGAGCAAAUUGGGUUACCAGGUUCAGAUUCUCGGACAGGGCCACAUACAGUGCAGGCGAAAGCAUCGGAGCAGAAAAGCAUUGCGAUGGACACGAGUAACAGUAAUUACAACAAUAGCAGCAUCGAGAUGACUAAUGGACAUCAAACAGGGGUGAACAGUACAAGCAAGACUGAAACAGCUACAGAACAAGGAAACAAUUCUAUGGAUACAAGUAACAACGACAACACUAGCCCAAGUAACAACCUUCUGAACACAGAGAGUAAGACUAAGGAAUCCACUGAUGAAGAACCAUCGCACAUUGCAGCCAGUGCCCUCUAUGGCAUAGAUCGGGCAGAUGAAAAACAUAACAAGAAUAAAAGCAAGAACUCUAAAAAUCUUGACUGGAGUAAUAUCGACGCACUGAAUGCUCUAGUGGGAAUUCUUGUUGAGCAACAAAAGAAAAGUGCCCGUCAUAAUAUACAUAAAGUUGAUCAAACUAAAGACAAUGAUGGGAGCCAAUCUGCUUUGAAACUGUUAAUGUCAAUAAGCGAUAAUCUUGCAAGGCAGUUGCAACAUGGAAAGGCAAAAAUAAAGAAUGUUCAAAGCCAAAUGGAACCCAGUAACUCCUCAAAAGUGGAAAAUAAAAAUUUAAUGGAGCUAAAGACACAAGAAGACGCAAGAAAGGCAGAGUCACGCAAGGAAAACACAGCAAGUGUUUCUAGCAACCAUGGCAUAUUUCAACCUGCAUCUUCAGAUUCGCAGUCAUUAAGAAAACAAAGACAAAAUAAUAAGGAUACUCUCUAUCACUUCGUUCUAAAUCUAAACACUGACGGACUGCUUCAAAAUCAGAGGCCGCAUUCAAAAAUGAAUAGAAGUGAUCAGCAAAAGAAAGAAGAACCUACUGCCAGUGACACAUCUUAUUCUUUUGGCGUCACCAAGAAUGGUAACCAUGGUGACACCAAUAAAACCGAGAUAGCUUCACCAAGUAUAGAAACAGACGUCAAUGGGGCAGCUAGUUUAAGUAAAGAACCUCAACUCAAUUCUAAGAAGCUGCCAAGCGGAAAAGAGUACUCAGAUCACGCAGUCCAAGAAGUGGAGAAUCCAGAGAGCCAAUUAGGUGAUGUGGAAACAAAAACAAAGCCUAUAAAAACACAAAAAUCUCAACAAUUAAUGCAGGUACCCCAAAUAAUCAUAAAGGCAGGCCAAAACGAAGAGAAGGGAAAAAGCAAUUAUUCUGCUUCUCAUGCAUUACGCGAAGGUAUCUCAGAGACAAAUUCUUAUAAUACCUUACGACAUGAGAAUGCCAAAGUCCGUCUAAACGAAACACAAUCUAAAAAACCAUUUGAGAAAAUGCUUGCAAAGUUCAACCUCUUUCUAACAGCUCUUGUCGACAAGGAAGGUACGAACGCAACGCAUAAUGAUACUAAGAAAGAUUCAGCAAACAACGCCGGUGUUAAAGGACAAGAUAUAGGUCCUGUUGGCAAAGAAACAAAGCCCAAUGCUCUCACCGCGAAUAAUCCAGAAGGCAAACAAAAUACUGCAAGCGAAUCAGGAUCCCACGUAGCGGCCUCUAGAGACAUUGUGACAUCUACAAAGGACUCAGAGCCGUACCAGAAAGAGGUUAAGAAGUAUUCUGAAACGGGCAUGACGCCUUGGUCAGAAUGGUCAUCUUGUAGUAAGACAUGUGGGACUGGUGUGCACAUGCGCACUAGGUGGUGCAAAGAUGAUGCGUUGGAAUGUAAUGGCGUCACGCUGGAGAAAAGGGAAUGCCUUGUUAAGAGUUGUUCAGAUGAUAGCACCGACAUGUCUGAAUGGGGGCCAUGGAGCCAAUGCACGGCUACUUGCGGUAAAAACAGCGUGAGAGCCCGAGCCCGGGACUGUAUGAGACCUGUAGGUGACAAACCGUGCAUUGGAAAGAAGGAAGAGAAAGAGAAUUGCAGCGUCCCACCAUGUGUAGAUUACGAAAUUGCAGGAAAAAUAGGUGAACAGACGGUGCUUGAAAGCAGGAUCCAGGAAAGAGAUAAGAAGCUGUGGACGGCUUGGAGCACGUGGUCUAGAUGCACGACAACAUGCGGCGGGGGAUUCAUGAAGCGAGAGAGGUCCUGCCUUCCCGGGCAAAAGUGCAAAGGGCCGCGCUACGACACAAGGGAUUGUGAGACAGAGCCUUGUCCAGUCAAUGGUGGGUACACGUCGUGGUCAGAGUGGUCACCCUGUACACCUUCAUGCGGCCCGCGAGCGUUCAAGAUGCGUCAGCGGACAUGCACUAACCCGCCGCCAAGAAACGGGGGACUCAAAUGCUUCGGAGGAGCAAAGGAAACUAAAGCAUGUCGAGUCGAGGACUGUCCAGUGGAUGGUGGCCUAGGGGCGUGGUCCAAGUGGUCACCAUGCUCAAAGACGUGUAACACCACAGCGCUGUCACGCCGUGAGAGAAAAUGCGACAGCCCUCCUCCCAGAAAUGGCGGCAAGCCCUGCGCAGGGGAACGCGUGGAGCUGCGGAACUGCGGGACGGAACCAUGUCCGGUUGAUGGAGGCUUCUCACCGUGGUCGGAAUGGUCGCACUGCCCAAGCGUCGCUUGUGGGACUCACUUUUUCAGCAAGCGCACAAGAACGUGCACAAACCCAAUGCCAAAGUAUGGAGGCAAGAACUGCACGCAUGCGUGGAUAGAACGCAAGAGAUGCGCUCUUCCAGAUUGCCCAGUGGACGGAGGCUUUUCUGAGUGGUCUGCGUGGAGCGCAUGCCCAAGCAAGUGUAGCACCGCAGCAUACUCGCACCGCAGGCGCAGAUGCGAUAAUCCCGAGCCUAGGAAUGGCGGCAGGACAUGUGUUGGACCUGAAAUUGACGCAAAACUUUGUUGGCGAGACAACUGUCCUGGUAUAUUGCCUGUCAAUGGCGGUUUCACACCAUGGACCGCUUGGUCAAACUGCAGUCAGGAGUGCGGGCGCACAUCUAUCCGAUCACGUGAAAGGUACUGCACCAAUCCGGUGCCAGAAAACGGCGGCAAACCUUGCAAGGGUAAUCAAUUUGAGAUCAAGAUAUGCAAAUUCAAGGGGUGCAAAGUCAAUGGAAACUAUACGUCAUGGAGUGCGUGGACCGAGUGCCAGCCGUGUGGGCUUGGGGUUAGAAAGAGAGGCCGAACAUGUACCAAUCCCCCGCCGCUAAACGGUGGCAAACUUUGCGAGGGGCCUAAGCAUGAAGUUAAAGCUUGCCCUUAUGUGCCGUGCAAAGGGCAGGGAUUUAGCGAGUGGUCCGCAUACGGGCGGUGCUCUAAAACAUGUGGAGGAGGAGCAAAAAUGCGAAGAAGAGCCUGUGAAAAUCCUCAUCUCGGCUGCCAAGGGCGACACGUACAACUGAAACGCUGUAACAUGCGCAAAUGCCCAACAGGUGAUAAUUAUCUCGUGAAGGCCAAUCCAGUAAAACUUUGCGGGUUCAACCCUUGCAAAAUCACCAAAUGCCUAGAGCAUCCUGAUGCGAUGUGUGUGACAAGCUCGAAAUGCAAGCCUGUCUUUUUUGACAUCAGUGGCAAUAUUUUAGAGAAUUGUAAAGGCGAUGGUAGCAUAAUCACCUCUUCCCCAGACCUCCUCUGUCAUACGGACCCGUGCCAGACCUCUGGUUGCUACACGGACAAUGCGGCGCGAUGCGUAGUGAGCUCGCAAUGCAGGCCGGUAUUCCUGGACUUUGCCGGUAACAAACUGGAUUGUAGAGGUCUGCUUAAAGUACCACCUCACAGGGUCUGCCAAAAUGAUCCUUGCGAUAGCCAGACGUGUGCCAGCGACGCUAAAGCCAACUGCAUUGCCGACUAUUCGUGUAAACCGGUCUUUAUCACUCGAAGAAACGAGAUACUUGAUCCCAGAGACUGUAAUGAUAAAACCGGGGAUAAAAAGUCUCAGACAGAAGCCGAGCUGGGUUCUUUACUUCGUGAACUGAAGAAACCACAGAAUACCUCAGACGAGAAUGUGCCAACAGAAACGCUAGCGGCGUUUGAGGAGAAAGAUGAUAAUAAGGACACGCGUGGAGUCAGACCGGGCACGGUUCAAAGUUCACUUGUGACUAAACUGAACACUCUUAAGCGCUCAGGCAUACAGAAGCAUUCAAUACAGGGCAGAGUGCGAGGUAUUCGCAAAAAGAACAAGCAGAGACAUCACAUCAAAGGAAAAAUUCACCAUAAGAAACGUAAACGGGGUUAGAGAUUAGGUCAAAAUCUGUACUCACAUAGUGACUUAAGCACCGCCAACCCGUUGCAGGAAUUAAGAUGUUCUGGAGUUUCAUGUUAUUUAAGAAAAAACGCACUCUAGUUUACAUAAAGCAAAUCAAGAUCAUUUUAAAGCUCUCUUUUCAUAUUCGGGAUGGUGCAGUGCAACCAUUUUAAUGGUUUAAUUUGUAUAAAGUGGAAACAAUGUAUCAAUCAUAACUAACGUGAGUAGUAUUGAACAAACCAUAAUUUGGAUUUAUUAUCUUAGGAAUCAAGGCUUAUAUGGCUUUGAAGACCUUUUUAUUAGAUACCCAUUAAACAAUGUGGGUUUUACUGCACAUAGCACAACAUUCUCAAAAGUUCGUCGUUUUGUUUAAAUAUAUGUAUUGAUUAUAACAUGCCAUAAAUCACA
Molecule: messenger RNA, 9028 nt
Organism: Nematostella vectensis (starlet sea anemone)
Lineage: Eukaryota; Metazoa; Cnidaria; Anthozoa; Actiniaria; Edwardsiidae
Exons: 18
Coding region: 188-8611 (2807 amino acids)
Source: RefSeq, a predicted model, not a curated record